Molecule: messenger RNA, 9366 nt
Organism: Caretta caretta (loggerhead turtle)
Lineage: Eukaryota; Metazoa; Chordata; Testudines; Cheloniidae
Gene: LNPEP
Product: leucyl and cystinyl aminopeptidase
Biological process (GO): peptide catabolic process; regulation of blood pressure; proteolysis
Cellular component (GO): cytoplasm; plasma membrane
Molecular function (GO): zinc ion binding; peptide binding; metalloaminopeptidase activity
Source: RefSeq, a predicted model, not a curated record
AGGUGCUUGGCCCUGUUUCAGUGGCAGGCCAUGUGAGCCCCGCUUAGAGCGGGAUGCGCUUCAGCGCCCGUGAAGCGGGCUCUGGGCGUGCAAACGAGCCGCACAGAGGCUUUAGGGUGCCUGCUCCGUGACCAUGUUGUACCGACGCGUCCCUCGCACGCGUACAGCGGGCAGGAAAGGGACAGCAGCUCCCUCAGGGCUGGGCGAGGUUAGAGGCGCGGAGCUGCCGGCGAGCCCGGCUGAGGCGGGAGAACGCAGCCGCCUCCUGCCCCCGGUAGCUUAGCGAGGCAGCAGCGGCCCGGCCCAGGCGCGGGAAGCGAGGGUUCGGCUCGCAGCAGCAGAGAGGCCAGAGCAGAAAAUGGUCGUUUGGGGCUCGUUGCGAAGGCGAAGCUGCUAGGAAGAGCCGAGCCGGAGCCCCGUGCAAGGGGGGGGGGAGCUAUCGCGCCGUGCAGCCUGCUUAGCCUCCCCCGUGCAGCCAGCGGGGCUGCAGCACCCCAGCGGCCGGCCGCAGUGACUCGUGCGUGACCCGCAGCAGGACGGAGCGGAGCGCCCGCCCCGGCAGCAUGCAGCGGGACUGAGGAGGCGCAGCCCGGCAGCCGCUGCUGCUCUGUGUUUCUUCGCUUCCCCCGUGCCUGGGCUCUGCCGGCUGAGGGCUCCCGCAGGAAAAUGGAGCCGUUCCCCCACGAUCGAAUUCAGUUGCCCAGGAAUAUGAUUGAAAACAGCAUGUUUGAGGAAGAACCUGAUGUGGUUGACUUGGCAAAGGAGCCUUGCUUGCAUCCAUUAGAGCCUGAUGAAGUGGAGUAUGAGCCAAGAAGUUCACGACUACUGGUGCGUGGCCUUGGAGAAAAUGAAAUGGAUGAGGAUGAAGAGGAUUAUGAAUCAUCAGCGAAAUUGCUGGGCAUGUCUUUCAUGAACAGAAGCACAGGUCUCCGUAAUAAUGCAGCUGGCUAUAGACAGAGCUCAGAUGGAUCAUGCUCAGUGCCCUCUUUAAGGACCAUGGUGGUUUGUGCAGUUGUUCUUGUGAUUGCAGUUUCAGUAAUAAUGGUGAUCUACCUUCUUCCCAAAUGUACCUUUACCAAAGAAGGCUGCCAUAAAAAGAACCAUACAAUGGAACUGAUAUAUCCUCUAGCAACUAAUGGAAAGAGAUUUCCGUGGGCAAAAACUAGGCUUCCCAGUAAUGUUAUACCACUACACUAUGAUCUUGUCUUACAGCCAAACCUAACAACUACAAAGUUUGCAGGUUCUGUUCAGAUAACUGUUAAUGUAAUUCAGGUCACUUGGAAUAUCAUACUUCAUAGCUCAGGACUUAAUAUCACCAAGGCAACACUGAGUUCAGCAGGUUGGAAUCAGGCAAAACCAGUUGUAGUCCUGGAAUAUCCAAUACGUGAUCAGAUUGCAGUUGUGGCCCCUGAUGCUCUACUUGUUGGACAGAACUACACCCUCAGUAUAGACUAUUCAUCUAAUUUAUCAGAUACCUAUUAUGGGUUUUACAAAGUCUCCUACAAGGAUGAACAUGCUGAGAAAAGAUGGCUUGCAGCAACUCAGUUUGAGCCUCUGGCUGCAAGGUCUGCUUUUCCAUGCUUCGAUGAACCAGCAUUUAAAGCCACUUUUCUAAUUAAGAUCAAGAGAGAUGAACAGCACUCCACUCUGUCAAAUAUGCCAAAGAAUGUAACCAUCCCUGUGGCAGCUGGAAUAGUUCAAGAUGAAUUCUUUGUGAGUUUGAAGAUGAGUACUUACUUGGUAGCGUUCAUUGUUGCAAAUCUGAAGAAUAUCAGUAAGGAAACUAAUAGGACUCUGGUAUCUAUAUAUGCCAUGCCACAGAAGCUAGGCCAAGUUGAGCAUGCCCUAGACACAGCAGUGAAGCUCCUGGAGUUUUAUCGGAAGUAUUUUCAUAUAGAGUAUCCUCUUCAAAAAUUAGAUUUGGUAGCUAUUCCUGAUUUCCAGGCAGGUGCUAUGGAAAACUGGGGUUUAAUCACCUUUAGAGAGACAACACUCCUUUAUGACAUUAAAACCUCUUCAGCAAUGGAUAAAAAGCUGGUAACUGCAGUGAUAGCUCAUGAGCUGGCUCAUCAGUGGUUUGGUAAUUUAGUAACUAUGGAAUGGUGGAAUGAUCUUUGGCUGAAUGAAGGAUUUGCCACUUUUAUGGAAUACUAUGCCAUGGAAAGAACUUUCCCAGAACUGCAGACUGAUGAAGAAUUCCUGAAACUACGAUUCAAGACAAUGAUGAAAGACUCCUUAAACGCCUCACGUCCAAUCUCCUCUGCUGUCCAAUCUUCAGAGCAGAUUGAAGAAAUGUUCGAUGCACUUUCCUAUAUCAAGGGAGCUUCCCUUUUGUUGAUGCUGAAAAAGUAUAUCAAACAUGAUAGUUUUCAAGCUGGGAUUGAGAAUUAUUUGUAUAAUCACAGCUACGGAUCCACCCGCAGCGAUGAUUUAUGGGACAGCAUGAAUGAGAUCACAAACGGAACACUAGAUGUAAAAAAACUGAUGAAAACCUGGAUUCUGCAGAAAGGAUUUCCCUUAGUAACUGUUAAAAGAAAAGGAAAGAGUCUCCAUGUCCAGCAGGAGAGAUUCUUGCGCAGUGUGGAAUCAGAAAAUUGGACAUCAGAUGCAAGUUAUCUCUGGCAUAUCCCUCUCUCCUACACUACUAGCAGCUGCUCUUUCCUCUGUCCUUAUGCAUAUUUACUGGACCAGAAGUCAGCUACCAUUGAACUUCAGGAGGAGGUGGCAUGGGUAAAGUUCAAUGUGGACAUGAAUGGCUACUAUAUCGUGCACUAUGCUGAGGAUGACUGGAAUAUUCUAAUUGACCUGCUGAGAGAGAACCUCACUGCUCUGAGUGCCGAAGACCGAGCUCACCUGAUCAACAAUAUCUUCAGUCUUGUGGGUAUAGGAAAGGUGUCUCUGUUGAAGGCCUUUCAUCUGCUUGAUUACCUAGUGAAAGAGAACCACACUGCACCAAUCAGUCAAGCUCUGUUCCAAGUGAGUCUCAUCUAUGACCUCGUAGAAAAAAGAGGAAUGCAGCAUCUUGCAGCAAGAGUAGUGAGCAGAGUUAAAACGCUACUUGGAAGCAAAAUUGAUCAACAGACUUGGACUGAUGAUGGGACCGUAUCUGAACGGGAGUUCCGGUCUACUGUGCUCGCCUUUGCCUGCUCCCAUCACUUGGGAAACUGUAGCACCACUGCCACCGAGCUGUUUGAGGAAUGGAAGGCUUCCAAUGGCACGAAGAGUCUGCCUACUGAUGUUAUGAAGACUGUAUUCACAACAGGAGCAAAAACUGACGAUGGCUGGGAGUUCCUUCUACGCAUGUACGCGUCUUCAGUUUCUGAAGCUGAGAAGCACAAAAUGCUUGAUGCUCUAGCCAGCACAGAAGAUAUUAGAAAACUGAUCUGGUUAAUGCAAACAAGCCUGGAGGGAAACCUCAUCAGGGCACAGGAACUUUCGCAUAUCAUAGCAACUGUCAGCCAAAGUCUGCCUGGGCACUUGUUGGCCUGGGACUUUGUCAAAGAGAACUGGGAAAAGCUUAUACGGAAGUUCCACUUGGGGUCAUUUGCUAUCCAGAAUAUAGUUACCGUGUCAACCUUUCAGUUUUCAACAGAGGCCCAUCUACUUGAGGUUAAAACUUUCUUUGAGUCCAAGUCCGAGAAGAUUUCUCAACUUCGCUGUGUCAAGGAGGCUAUUGAGACAAUUCAGCUGAAUAUUAAGUGGAUGGAGAAGAACUUAGCGACACUGCAGCAAUGGCUGUAGAGAACAUAAUGCCACAGAGAGUGUGUGUUUGUGUGUGUUAGCCAUUAAGAAAGCUUGUGAACUGUUGCUUUUGCAAAAGCCAGGGUGAAGCCAGGCAUCGCUGCAACAUUGUUUGCACUAUUAGGGGUUCUAGUUAGCUCAGGGCACAUCUCACCUAAGUUUGUUUUUCUUUUGGCCAUUUGUGGGCCAGAUGUAGAUGUUUAUUUAUUCUGGAACUGUCUUCAUCUAUAGACCAAACAGUUGCAUAAAUAACUAAUAAGUACAGUAACUUUAUAUUUGAAACACCCUGUCAUUUGAAAACCUGUCUUAUCGUUCUCAACACUGGGUAAGUAUUGAAAAAGAGAGCAACAAGGGAAAAAACUUCCAUGAGAGAUGCUUUUUCUUUGCAGAGCGCUGGCUAAUCAGUGUUCUUUAUGCAAAACUGUUGGUAGCUUCGGGUUUAGCUUUUGAUGAUCAAAGUGUUUUUUCUAGACGUUCUAAAAACAUAAGAAUAUACAGCUAUUAUUAUAAUAUGUAUUUUUGUCUAUUAAGUGGCCAGGUGCUACUGAUAUUAUAUGAAAAGAAAACAAAGCCAAAUAGCAAAUAUGAAUGUUUUAGGGGGGGAGAGAUUUUUAGAAGCAUCUCAGUGACUUGGGAGCACAUGUCCCACUGAAAGUCAGUGGGGCGUGUGCUCCUAACUCAUUAAGCACUUUUAAGGGUCAAACUUUCAGUUGCCAGACUGAAUUAUUAUUGUUUUGUUGAUGUCUGAGCAAGAGCCCCUACCUUCCAAAAAAAAAAAAAAAAAAGGCCAUAGGAAGUUGCUCCAGACUAGUUCAGAUGGUGAACUGACUCCUGAUUGACUACUGAUCCUUUUCACCAUUCCUCUUUGCUGAGAGCCUGCAUUUGGUACAGGUGUGUCAGACGUUUUGUUUGGGUCUUUAUAUUCUUCACUUAAUUUUUCAGUAUCACUAGUAUAAUUUGUGUACACCGCUUACUCUGUAAUGCUUUCUAGGUGUAACACAGCAGUGGGGAACUUGUUGCAUGAUACCAUCCAAAUACAGACAAAAACUAUUGGGGACAAAGCCUAAAACUUAUUCUGCGAACAAGUGCUCUAAAAUCUGGCAUGCUAGGCUAAAAGGCAAGAUAGCCACAAUACAAUGUGCCUUUUUUCUAAAGCAAUUCACAUUUAAGGCCCUUUUUGAGGCCUGGUGUAAACACAGAGUUGUACCUCCUUAACUAAAGAGAUGAUUUUUAUACCUGUUUAGUUAAAGUGGUGGGGAGAGAGAAUGUGUAAAUAUUCUUAUGCCUGUCUAAAGCUGGCUAACAUCACAUUAGUUUGCAUCAGAAAACUUUCAUGUACAGCCAAACUGAUAUAACAAGUUUUAAACCAAUGUAAGAGAAUCCAAACAAACAAAUUGAAUCAAUUAAUAAAAUGGAUUUAAGUUAAAGCAGUGCAAAUUUUGUGCAGAGACAAGCCCUGAGAAAAGUUUUCUUCAAAAGGUGGGGAGACUAUUUUCAGUCAUAAUCAGCCUUGGCUUUGAAUUUCUUACCAUUUUAAUACAGGCUCUGUUUAAAAAAAAUUUUAUAACUUUCACCUGCAAAUUGUGGCAGUAAUUUGCAUGAGAUGUAGGUAGGUGAUUAGUUAAAACUGCCUAGUGAAAAUUAUAGUAUUUGUUGGCUUUUCAUCAGUAGGUAUGUACUAAAUCAUUUAAACUAUGCAGUUUCAUUUCCAUAUUUUGUGCUUCUCCAACUAAAGUUUGGAGAAAAAUUUCCUCAAAAUUUGCCAGUAGUUUACUUUAAAAAUGAGUUCUGCAGUUCUAACCUUGAAAAAGAAUGUUACUCCUCCUGGGUGCGCAAAACACCCUGUCAGCCAGUGGAAAUGCAUGCAUUUUGUAUGUACUGAAAGUGGAUUUGUACACCUCCUCAGUAAUUGAAUUAGAUGUUAUCCUAAUUCAUUGAGUUCUUUAAUCACUUGUAUUAACUGCAUUGUGCAGUGAUGUGUCGUCCCCCCCACUCCCAGUUACUGUGUUUAGUUACAUCUUUGUAUAUUUUUCUGUGUUUAUACCAUGUGUUUUUUUCCUUUUUCCAUUUCUCUGUUCUUUUUAAAAAAUUUUCCCCCUUGACAACAACAAAGGUGAUGGAUAUCAAACUUUGUGGAGUGAGAACUAAUAAUAAUUUCCUCAGUUCCAACUCUGGGAUUUUAAGAAUGUUCUACCAUUGACCUUAAACAUGUUACUGGUAAUGUAAUCUGUAUUAGGAAAUACCAUGCACCUCCAUUUUAGAGUGCAAAAUAUGGUAAAAACUGAAAAACAGAGUUUGGAAAAUCAUGGCUUUAAAAAACCAAACAACCAACCUAAGGUUUGUUUCAUUUUGCCACUCAGUGCACUGAGUUUUUCACCUUUUUUUGCUAUUUAAACAUGAUUCAUGUUUUCAAUAUCACUUGUCCUUCUGUGGAGUUCAUACUAUGUACCUGGGAGCCAGCUUCUAUUGAUGUCAAGGAAAAGCUUCUCAUUGAAUUCAGUAAGAGUUGGAUCAGGCCCUGAUACUGAAGAGCACUAAGAACCCUCAUCUCUUCCAGAGCUCAGUGGGAACUGAGGAGAAUUGGUGCAGGGAACUAUCAAGACACAUGUCAUGUUUUACAUUAAAUAAGUGGCUCUUACCAGUUCUUUUGUCUUCCAGUCAAAAGAAACACACACAUUGCAAGAAAACACUUCUUGUUAUGAUUCCAUAAUAAUUUACAAGCAAACGUUAUGGAACAAGAGGCUGUGUAAGUCUUGGGCCAUUAUCUUUAUUUUGUUUCUGAAGGAGAGACAAGUUCCACUGAAAAGCUACUAGACAAACACCAGUCACUUGGGGCCACGUCCCCCACUGUGAAAUCAGUUUUGUUUAAUGUUUAUUUUAGUUGGAGUCUCUCAGUUUAGGUCCAGUGAAACACCUUAACUUGCCAUCUUCGAAGCUUUUGUGCUACUGUAGUCUUGGUACUUUGCAGUGAUUUCAGUUGUAAAUUAAUAUUAACUUUGAAGUCUAAAAACCUAAUUUGAAAGAAACCAUGCAUUACAUAUAGCUACGUAUUUUGUGGGUUUUUUCCCUAACAUUUCACAUGUAAAAUUAGCCUAACGGGGGGGAAAAAUGUGCUAAUGAAUGAGGUUUUUUUAGCUUUAUCCCUGGAAAACAGAGAAGUCUGCAUGCUGAUGUAUCUUUGAUUUUAUUAAAAUUGCAAAUUCAUUUAAUGCUAAAUCCUGCAUUUACUUUAUCAUUCAUGAGUUUUUGGCUUCUUAAAUUUACUCCAUAGUGUGGAAAGGAUCAGGAUGUGAGGAGAGAAGGAGCCUGAAAUGGAUCAUAUGUGACUGUUUAGAAAUGAUUGUAGCAAUAGUCUCUGCCUUAUGGAUUAUAUUACAGUGACAUGCAAGAUCAUAUGCUAGCUGGAGAUUGGAAUAAAGGGAGGCCAUGCUUUUUUCUAGUGGGACAGUAAAACUCCUGUUCCAUAUCUGUUUUUUUUACUCUUUAGGCUAGAGGUGUUAGUGCAAUUCAUGUUCUGCUGGAGGUCAACGAUACUUUUGUUUCCCACACCGCUUUGAGUGGGGUAGCAAUUUGUAGUAUUCCAGAGGCUUUCAUUUUUGUAUACUAAACCACACACGAUAUUCCAGUUGCAUUCCCAAUCUUGUCCCCCUUCACAUUAACAAAGUGACUCAAGUUUUGUGAGAAACACUAUAACUCAAAUUCUCAGUCACCUAUUUCAAGCCUUAGUUUGCUCUCUUGGAUGUAUUUCUCCUUCCCAGUCAUUUCAGCUAAUUUCUGCAAGCACAUUCUCAUCCUCCAAAUGUUCACCUGCCUGCUGGUGGGAAAGCUGAAAACACCGGUCGCUAGAGCAGCCUUCCUCUGAGGCAAACUGUAGGGGCACUGUGCUAACGCAUGUGGAAAUUGGGGAGAUUACAAUUUUCCAAAUUUGAAUAUGCACUGUGGAUUCCUUCAUGCAUUGAAAGUCACAUAUAGAAUUGUACUUCAGCAUUUACACAAUCUGACAUCUUUCAAUGACGCACUACAAAAGCAAGGUUGCAUAUGCUUCCGUAAGCAAUGAUACAUGUUGUAGUAGGCACUUCAUCAUUAUUUAUUUGAAUCCACUCUAAAUUUUAGUUUAUCAAACCCUGCUUUCAUAAAACACCUGCACCUUUUCUAGAAUACUAGUGCAUUGGCAAUCUGAAGAGCUCACUUUAACUCUAGGAGUGGUAUUCAUUUUUUACCUGGCCAAAGAGAUGGCUUUUGCCAUAGGAAUAUUUACAUUUCACCUGCUCACUGCAUCUUGGAGCAUUUGAUGUUGGGCGUGCAUUGUAAAAGUAAUGCUUUAAGGAACAUGGUAAUGGCCUUCAUUAUGUUGGGUGUUUUUUUAGUGACCAUAUGCUGCAGGAAGUCUGACCCUUGAAGUGAAUCCUGCUUUAUGAUUGUAUAUCUUUCACCUGUUCUAUAUUAGAUGGAACAUUCCUUUUCCAACUGAUUGGCUCUCUUCUCUUCCCCCUCCUCCUUCCCCGCCCUCUCUCGAAGAUGUUAUUUUUCAUCGCACUCUGAAAUUUAAAACAACGCUGCCUCAUUAACCAUACACUUUUGUAUGCAUUUCAUGCAUCGAGGCUUGUAUGUUGACUUUCUAUAUUUCUGAAUCCGGUUUCAUGUAGUUAAUUCACUCCAUCACAUGGUAAAUGUUGUUCUCUCUCAUUUGGCUAAACUGUAUAGAAGAAAAUGCUUGAGUAAACUUACUUUUACAUUAUUUUAUUGUUUUUUUUUAAUUAAGAUGCUACUAAAUGUUGGAAGAUUUGGUUACUUUUUUUAAUGAGGCAUGGAUUCACAUGAUUCCUGGAAAGUUUUAAACGGAUGUAAUUUACCACAUUAAACUCUCAGGUCAUAUUGCUAAAGAAUUUAAACCUCUAGUUUUUCUGUUGUUUAAACCUGCUUCUGAAGUAGAAAUAGACUUUUAUUCGUGAUAACUUAGUUUUGAUCAGUGAGAGGCAGACAUCUUUUUUUGAGUUGAUCAUAGUGGCAUUUAGCAAAUUGCAGUAAAAUAUUAAGAAAAGGUAGGAGCUUGAAUGGAUUUAAAUACAUGAAAGUUUGGACUGAGUUAUUAAAGAUCAAUAAUAUUUUCUAUUCAACAAAGUAGGGAAAUGGAGUAUUCUGAGAGCAAAUUGCAUCAAACUACUGCUAAACUUGCAGUCAGACAAGAGCCCUAUAUUCCAGUCUUUAUAAAGUUAAAUAGCCCUGAAGAAUACCACCUUUCAAAUUAUUUUGGAAAAGUUAAGUACUGUAAGGACUUGUAAAGGGAGAACACUUGUGUAUUUCUAAAAUACUUAAAAUAUAAGUACAAUGUACAAUCACAUGUGUGAGCUUUGGGUGGUGAAAUUCUAGGUUGUACAAUACUUGCCUUUGGGGGAGGUUGGAAAUCGUGUGUAUGUGUAUAUAUGUAUAAUGCAUACACAUGCAGAUCUGUUUUAUUUUACUUGUAAAGGGGGGAAAGCUUAUUUUCUUUAUAUUUCAGAUAAACUUGUUUGCAUAUAACUGGCACUGAUGAAAAGGCAUGUAUACAGCAAACACUGUUGCUUUUGUGAGAUGAAAAUAAAGUAUUUAAAUACAAAUUGCUCUUUCUUUUUUGUAACAACUAUA